CAGCUCCGGACCCGGACGCAGAAGCCGUAACGGUGAGCUCCUCUGAAAUGUUGAUGCCCAAGAAGAACCGGAUCGCCAUUUAUGAACUCCUUUUUAAGGAGGGGGUGAUGGUGGCCAAGAAGGACGUUCACAUGCCCAAGCACCCUGAGCUGGCAGACAAGAAUGUGCCUAAUCUUCACGUCAUGAAAGCCAUGCAGUCUCUCAAAUCACGAGGCUAUGUGAAGGAACAGUUUGCCUGGAGACAUUUCUACUGGUACCUUACCAACGAGGGCAUCCAGUAUCUCCGUGAUUAUCUCCACCUGCCCCCCGAGAUCGUGCCUGCCACUUUGCGCCGCAGCCGACCUGAAACCGGCAGGCCAAGGCCCAAAGGUCUGGAGGGCGAGCGACCUGCAAGACUUACACGAGGGGAAGCUGACAGAGACACCUACAGACGGAGUGCUGUGCCUCCUGGUGCUGACAAGAAAGCCGAGGCCGGGGCUGGGUCCGCAACCGAAUUCCAGUUUAGAGGCGGAUUUGGUCGCGGACGUGGUCAACCACCUCAGUAAAAUUGGAGUGAUUAUUUGGUGUUGAAUGAGCUUGUGGCGAAAAAAUAAUCUGUGUGCCCCCGUUUUUGCAUAAUGUAGCCUGAGCCAGAAUGUUUUUAAAGUCAGAGUAUAAAUGGAGCAAGACUGCAUUGGUUGAGGGGAGUCCCUCGACUGGUCGAGAUGGUCAGCAACCUCAAAGUAAAGUCAACUUUGAAGAGGAAAUAAUCGCAGCAUCCUGGCAGUGAUUUUGGCGUUGAAUAAACUUAUAGAGAGAAAAUAAUCUCCUGUGCCCCCAUUUUUGCAUAACAAAGCAGCCUCAACAGGAAUAGGUUUGAAGGUCAGAAUGUAAGUGGGUCAAAAGAUUGGAUUGGUUUGGGGAGUCGUCUUUUCCAGGGUGAGACCAGUUGUUGCUAUUAAACAGCAGUGCUUGGUUUUG
Molecule: messenger RNA, 960 nt
Organism: Hipposideros armiger (great roundleaf bat)
Lineage: Eukaryota; Metazoa; Chordata; Mammalia; Chiroptera; Hipposideridae
Gene: RPS10
Product: ribosomal protein S10
Exons: 6
Coding region: 48-545 (165 amino acids)
Cellular component (GO): cytosolic small ribosomal subunit
Molecular function (GO): RNA binding; structural constituent of ribosome
Source: RefSeq, a predicted model, not a curated record